Molecule: messenger RNA, 764 nt
Organism: Setaria italica (foxtail millet)
Lineage: Eukaryota; Viridiplantae; Streptophyta; Magnoliopsida; Poales; Poaceae
Product: protein TIFY 11e
Exons: 1
Coding region: 85-555 (156 amino acids)
Biological process (GO): regulation of jasmonic acid mediated signaling pathway; regulation of defense response; response to wounding
Cellular component (GO): nucleus
Source: RefSeq, a predicted model, not a curated record
CCCACAAGAGAGCCCAAGCCAGAACAAAUUACGAGUUCCCUUUGAUCAAUCCUCCUCCUCACGCGACAAAGAGCAUCGCCGGCGAUGGCGGCGGCAGAAGCGACCACAACGGCGACGACCAGCCGGUUCGCGGCGGCGUGCGGCGCGCUCAGCCAGUUCGUCAGGGCGGCCGAGGCCGAGAGGGAGCGCGGCGGCGCGUGGCAUCCCGCCGUGCCGGUGCGGCCACUCCCCCUCAUGCCGGGCGCCGACGUCGACGAAGAGCCCGAGGCUGGGCCCGCGCCCACGGCGCAGCUGACCAUUGUGUACGGGGGGCGGGCGCUGGUGCUUGACGACGUCCCAGAGGACAGGGCGGCAGACUUGCUGCGCCUCGCGGCGGCGGCGGCGGCGCGAGGAGUCACGGGGCAGCUCUCCUCGGCCGACGACCUGCCGGUGGCGAGGAAGGCGUCGCUGCAGCGGUUCAUGGAGAAGCGGAAAGGGAGGGCCGCCGCGCGCGCCGCGCCGUACCGCCGGCCCGGUGCCGCUGAGCGACAUGAUGGCCUCACGCUCGCGCUGUGAAUCUGGGCUGCUAGAUAGCUGGUAGCCUGUUAGUAGACUGUUUGGCUUGGUAGUAUUGCAAUCGUAUUUGUUAGGUUGUUGACUUGUAUAGAUACAGGGGACUGUUCUUGUCUGGUGAUUGUUGAAGCAAACAGAGCAAUGUAUAGAUGAAUGAUAUGGUUAUUGAACACUGAAUUCCGAUGGAAUUUCAAGAAUCUUGAACUGGAGAA